Messenger RNA from Dovyalis caffra, 3795 nucleotides. The record is from the annotation of a GenBank genome assembly. NCBI's taxonomy places the organism in Eukaryota, Viridiplantae, Streptophyta, Magnoliopsida, Malpighiales, Salicaceae.
AUGGGUUGUUGUGGUAGCAAAGAGAAAGCUCCAAGACCAGAUGUUAAUGGUUAUAGACCAUCAACAACUGAACCAUAUACAUCUGGUUAUCCAAGGCAAACAAAUCAGCAACAACCAACUCAAUAUCAUCAAAGCCAACAAAAGGCUCCAGUCCCUCAAAUUCAGACUCAAACCCCACCAACAAGACCUCAACAGACACAACCACACACCCCAACAAGGCCAGUUCCAAAGGUUGAUACUAUACUAGGAAAGCCUUUUGAAGACAUCAAGCAACACUAUGCACUUAGUAAAGAAUUGGGUAGAGGUCAGUUUGGUAUUACUUAUUUGUGCACAGAGAAUUCUACUGGUCAUAGUUAUGCUUGCAAAUCCAUUUUGAAGAGGAAGUUAGUGAAUAAGAACGACAGAGAGGAUAUGAAGAGAGAGAUUCAGAUUAUGCAACACUUGUCAGGACAGCCAAAUAUUGUGGAAUUUAGAGGGGCGUAUGAGGAUAGGCAAUCUGUGCAUCUUGUUAUGGAGCUUUGUGCAGGCGGGGAACUUUUUGAUAGGAUUAUAGCAAAAGGGCAUUAUUCAGAGAGAGAUGCUGCUAAGAUUUGUAGGGAGAUAGUGAAUGUGGUUCAUGCCUGUCAUUUUAUGGGAGUGAUGCACAGAGAUCUCAAGCCUGAGAAUUUCCUGCUAUCGAGCAAAGCUGAGGGUUCUAAUUUGAAGGCAACUGAUUUUGGAUUGUCCGUGUUCAUUGAGGAAGAUACUAUAACUACAUUGGUGGUGAGAUUGGACUAUCUAGCAAAAGGGAAUGAGGCUGUGGUGAACUUUGAUGAUAAAGAAAGGAAAGUUUACCGUGAUAUAGUGGGUAGUGCAUACUAUGUUGCUCCUGAAGUAUUGCGGCGUAGUUAUGGGAAGGAAAUAGACAUUUGGAGUGCUGGAGUUAUUCUGUAUAUUCUACUCAGUGGUGUACCUCCUUUUUGGGCUGGUAAAGACAACAAUGCAAAAGACUUGGUUAGGAGGAUGUUGACUCAGGAUCCUAAAAAGCGAAUCACUUCUGCACAAGUUCUUGAUCAUCCAUGGAUUAAGGAAGGAGGUGCUGACACGCCAAUAGAUAGUGCUGUUCUCUCUAGAAUGAAACAAUUCAGGGCAAUGAAUAAGCUCAAGAAGCUUGCUUUGAAGGUUAUUGCUGAAAAUCUUUCUGAAGAUGAAAUUAAAGGUCUUAAAGCAAUGUUCACAAACAUGGACACUGAUAAGAGUGGCACCAUCACCUAUGAAGAACUGAAGACAGGUUUGGCUCGCCUCGGGUCAAAGCUCUCUGAAGCUGAAGUCAAGCAACUCAUGGAAGCUGCUGAUGUGGAUGGAAAUGGAACCAUUGACUACAUUGAGUUUAUCUCCGCGACUAUGCAUAGAUAUAAGUUGGAAAGAGAUGAGCACCUAUUUAAAGCAUUUCAGUACUUUGAUAAGGACAGCAGUGGGUAUAUAACAAGGGAUGAAUUAGAGUCAGCGAUGAAGGAAUACGGAAUGGGAGAUGAAGCCACCAUUAAGGAAAUAAUUGCUGAGGUGGAUGCAGAUAAUGGCACAUCUCUUAAUGAUGGGCAACGUGUGUCCACAUACAAUGAACAACUACUUCAGUCAUGUGCUAGCUUGGUCAAUGCUUCUGCACUGUGUGCAAUAGAGCAAGAAGUGAAAGAAGAGAGUACUGUCAAUCUUAUUGCAGAGAUAUCUGCAGAACUACAAAGAGAAAGAGAAAAGAAUGCUGAGCUUAUGGAGAAAAUAUCAGUACUUGAAGCUCAGAUACAAAGAAGAGAUCAUAAGGAGCCCUUUACCACACACACACAAAUUCCUUCACUUGACACAAUGCAGAUCAAUCAUAAUGGACAGUCUUUUGUUCAUUCUCAGGGCAGCUGUAUCAAUGCAACCGAAAAAAGCCUUAAGAAGUUCAAAAGGCAAAAAUUUGAAGUAAGCCGAAAUGAUGUUGAAAAUGGAAAUGUGAUGAAUGUUGAAGUGGUUUCACAGAUAAAUCACGAGAUUCAAUUCCAUGGUCCUUCAAAAAAUGCAAAUCUUGAAGACUGCUUAGUCAAUUGGAUGAGCAUGGAUGAGACUCAAUUUUCACAGAUUGUGAAGUUGAAAGAUGACGACUCUGUUGCAGACUGUGAUGACACAGAUGAUACCGAUGAAGAAGAUGAAUUUGUAGAAGCUCUUAAUAAAAUCGACGACAGUAAUGGAGAAAUGGAUGUUGCCCAUGUGGGUUCCAUUGGACUAAAAGAAACUCUUCAUGAAGAUAGUGUUGGUGAGGCAAUGAACUUGUCACGUUUUGAAAGUUCCUUUGGUGGACAGAGUGAGCAAACAUUUCAACAUCCGAACCAAACAAGAAAUGAAGAUAGAAAAAAUGGUUGUCUUCCACCAGAUAAACAACUAGUCCAUGAUUCCGCAGACGUUCGAAAUCCUGAAAACAAAGAAAUUAAAAAUAAUGAAAUUCACAAGACACCAGCAGAUGAUUUUCCAUCGAAGGAGGCUUGUCAUACUGGACCUGGCCGUGUAUCAUUGCUUAGAAAGCCUCCAAAGAUAGCUUUCUGUCCCAAGGAAGUAAAGAGGAUACUUGAGUCCGAAGUCCUUCUAUUGAGAAAUGCUCAGUCUCACACCAUAAGAAAAAUAAUAGUUUUUGCAUCUCUAGGUAUCAGGCAUGGUUGUGAUGAUAUGUAUGAAUUAGACUUCAAUCACUUUAGCAUUCUACGGAAGGGUGAACAGUAUGUAUCACCGAAAGAUUCAGGGGAGCAUGUGCUAUAUGAGAAUCCAGGAAUCCGGAGGAAAAUAUUUUAUCCAAAUCGGCAAAAUCCGAUGUUAUGUCCUGUCCGGAUACUCGAGGAGGAGAAGGCCAUGCGUCCAUCGGAUCCUAGUUGCCCAUCAUGCUUAUUUCUUUGCAUUAAGUAUGGUGGCAGGACAAGAAAUCUUCCUCAAAACGAAUAUGUCAGGCAACGCAUGGGAAGAAACAAACUUAAGUCUUUCGGGCCACUUAUGUGCCGGGUGGCAAUGCUAGUCCACAUCCGAAGUGGAAGCUUCUUCUUCAAGGCCUUAGGAAUUACACUUUUAUUCAUGGCUGGUUUUCCUGAUGACCUGGUUCAAAAGGAAACCAAGUACCGGAACUUAGAAUUGCUGCAAAAAUAUUACAGGACCGAUAAAGACGCUGACGAAGAGGAGUUAUUUCUUCCACAGGAAAAGACUUGUGAUAUAGCCAGUCCAGGCUCUGAGAAGUUAACAGGGAAAACAACUUCAACAAAACCAAAGGGCAAGAAACAAUCAAACUCCACAAGUAAGCCUCAUAAUUUGCCAAGAUCAUCAAUUCCAGAGUCUGCACCAUCAACCUCUGCACCUUUCACCCCAUUUGGGCUUAUGGGUUACUCCUCAAUGCAAACUCAUGCAAUGGCAGCAUUCCAUCCCAUCCCUUCUCAAACUCCAUCUCCAGUCCCAAGCCAAGCAAUUAACAGUCCAAAUGUCUCUUACCAUGACCAAACCGCAUAUCAUAUGUUCCCACCACAGCCUGCAAAUAGUUUCAUGCCUAUGAUAUAUUGGUCUGCACCAACUGCAUUUCCUCCGAGUCCUUACGCCAAUGCAUAUGGUUAUCGACCCUUUCCGUCUACUGCAAACUACAUUUCCAUACACCAUCAGCCUUAUUACAGCCAUCCUUCCUUCAGUUCUUUAAUUCCCAAAGUGGCAGAAAAGAACGAGAAGAACGAUGUGACCCUGAAGGAAUCAGAUAUUGACUCUGAUAACAUUUCAAGCAGUACAGAAACCAAAGCUGCAUUAGCAAGCUGA